Acanthisitta chloris (rifleman) is the source of this 1823-nucleotide messenger RNA. RefSeq names its product TBC1 domain family, member 24 (gene TBC1D24). The record is from RefSeq and is a predicted model, not a curated record. Lineage: Eukaryota; Metazoa; Chordata; Aves; Passeriformes; Acanthisittidae. The coding region runs from base 1 to 1686 and encodes 561 amino acids. The transcript has 7 exons.
AUGGAUGAAUACAACCGCUUUGUGGACUGGGACAAAAUGGAUGUGAGUGCCCAGAGCCAGGACACGAAGGAGCUCACCUGCACAGAGUUCCAGGAGCUGAAGCAGCUGGCCAGGCAGGGCUACUGGGCCAAGAACCACUCUCUGAGAGCCAAAGUGUACCACAAACUGAUCAGCAACAUCCCAUGUCGCACGGUGACCCCAGAUGCAAACGUGUACCGCGACAUCGUCAUGAAGAUCGUUGGGAAACGCAGCAGCAGUUCCCUUCCUCUUCCAGAGUUUGUGGACAACAGCCUGGUGCCCACGUACUGCCUGAACGCCGAGGGCAUCGGGGCUGUCAGGAAGAUCAUCCUGUGCAUUGCAAACCAGUUCCCAGACAUCUCCUUCUGCCCCGCGCUGCCCUCGGUGACCGCUCUGCUCCUGCACUACAGCAAAGACGAGGCCGAGUGCUUUGAGCAGGUCUGUCGCAUCCUGGCUUGCAACGACCCCUCCAAGAGGCUCAUUGACCAGACCUUCCUGGCCUUUGAGUCCUCCUGCAUGACCUUUGGUGAUCUGGUGAACAAGUACUGCCAGGCAGCCCACAAGCUGAUGGUGGCCGUGUCUGAGGAUGUGCUGGAGGUGUACUCGGACUGGCAGCGGUGGCUCUUUGGAGAGCUGCCCAUGGUGUACGUCGCGCGGGUCUUCGACGUCUUCCUGGUGGAAGGUUACAAAGUUCUCUACCGCGUCGCGUUGGCUCUGCUCAAAUUCUUUCACAAAGUCCGAGCUGGGCAACCCAUGGAGUCUGACAGCAUCCAGCAGGACAUCCGCAGCUUCGUGAGGGACAUCGCCAAGUCGGUGUCUCCGGAGAGGCUGCUGGAAAAAGCCUUCUCCAUCCGCCUCUUCUCUCGGAAGGAGAUCCAGCUGCUGCAGAUGGCCAACGAGAAGGCUUUGCAGCAGAAGGGCAUCACAGUCAAGCAGAAAAGUCUUACAUCUCCCAAAAGGCAGAAUGUGCACUUGGCAGUUCAUGCUGAGAACUUCAAGUCAGAAAUUGUCAGUGUGAAAGAGAUGAGAGAUAUCUGGUCAUGGAUCCCAGAGCGAUUUGCACUGUGCCAGCCCCUUCUGCUUUUUACCACCUUGGAACAUGGCUGUAGUCUGAGCAGGUUCUAUUCCCACAGUGAGGGACACGAACCAACUCUUCUCCUCAUCAAGACCACAGCAAAAGAGGUCUGUGGGGCUUAUCUGUCCACCGACUGGAGCGAGCGCCGGCGAGGAGGGAACAAGCUGAGUUUCUUUGGCACUGGGGAGUGCUUUGUCUUUAGGCUGCAGCCAGAAGUACAACGCUAUGAGUGGGUGAUCAUAAAACACCCAGAACUGGCCACAGCUGGUUCAGAGCCAGGAAACCAUUCCUCACCAGCAUCCAGCAGCCUCUCCUCCAGCAGCAUCCCCUCAAACCCCUCAGAUCGCCUUUCUCCCUUCCUGGCAGCUCGGCACUUCAACCUGCCCUCCAAAACAGCCUCCAUGUUCAUGGCUGGCAGCAGUGAGUGCAUCAUUAUAGGAGGAGGUGAUGGCCAGGCUCUGUACCUCGACGCAGACCUGAACCACGGGAGAACCAGCCACUGCAACACUUUCAACAACCAACCACUGUGCUCUGAAAUCUUCCAGAUCUCUGUCCUGGAGGUGUGGGGCUUCAGGGACACCAUGAAUGGCUGACCUAACUAUCAUUAAUCAUCUAGUCUGUCAGUUGUCCUAGGAUUCCCAAGGCAAACUCUAAUGCAGGAGCCAAGUUAGAACAUCUCUCUGCUGGACUCAGUGCUGUUAGACAUUCCCAAGUGGUGCACUCGGAUGCA